AUGGGGAAAGUGUGGGCUUCUUGGAAUGUAAGGGGUCUGGGAAGCUCCACUAAGAGAGAGGCUGCCAAGAAGAUUUUGUUGAAAAUUAAACCUGAGGUAUGCCUUUUACAGGAAUCUAAGUUGGACGAAAACAGGAAGAAGACGAUUGUGAGUUGGGCAAAAUCUAUUGGCAUGGAGUUUGAGUUUGUCCCUGCCAUCGGUGUGGCUGGAGGGUUGGUAUCUCUUUGGAGAAAAUCUACUUUCAAGGUUGUCCAAGUCAAGAAACAUCAGAGGAAGUGCAGUGUUUGGGAGUCCUGCACAUUUUCCGUGAAGCAAAUGGCGAUGCCGAUGAACUGGCAAAGUCAGGUGUUGAUAGAACAGUUCCCCUAUGGGAGAUGAUGACCUGAUAUUCCUCUUCUUCUGGGUGCUCUGUCUCGCUGAUUGAGGAGCUUUGCUGGCCUUAUGUCGCUGCCACUCUAGUAGGGUUGAAGAUGCUUCGUUUUGUCUAUUUGGACUUUGGUGUUACUUUUGGUUUCUAUUAUUCUCUACUUUUCUGUUUCUUGCAUUCUUCUACAUUUUCUCAUCUUCUAGUUUUUGUUCCUUUUCUUUUUGGCCUCGUGAUGUCUUCUAUGUGGGGAUCCUUGGCUAGUUGCUGUAGUUCCUGGUCCUUGAGUCGUUUCUACUGCUCUUGGUUCCCUUCAUUAUCAAUAUAGUUCUUUUUCCAAAAAAAAUAA
This is a messenger RNA of Lotus japonicus, 713 nucleotides long. RefSeq lists its product as uncharacterized. The record is from RefSeq and is a predicted model, not a curated record. The transcript has a single exon. NCBI's taxonomy places the organism in Eukaryota, Viridiplantae, Streptophyta, Magnoliopsida, Fabales, Fabaceae. The coding region runs from base 1 to 378 and encodes 125 amino acids.